AUGAACGGAAUUCGAGGCAAGUGUAUCUGGUUAAAUAAAAAACAGUCCCCGCGUAGCAAGCGCCAGUGGCUGUCAAACUGUGAGAAGCGAUAAUGAUGAUAAUAAUAAAUGUGCUGAUCGUGCUGCUGCUAUGCUGCCAACCACAGUCAGCCUUGCCACAGUUCGACCAGCAGCCGGAGGCACCUGUGGAACUGGACGUGCUCAGCUGCCCGUUGAGCUGUGUCUGUCAAUAUGCCGCAUUCAAUGAGCUGCCCAUAGCACGCUGGGUGAACUACAUGACCAGCGCGGAGGAAGGACCUGAUGACUCCGAUUUCCCAUUGACUACCCACAUCAAACUGGCCACUUGCCUGCUACAGGAAGCCAGUGAGACGUUGGCUUUGCUCAGCGCUUUGCCCAUUGAUUUGCAGGCUUUAGUCCUUCUACAUACGGGCAGCCCGGAUAGCCAAUUGACAGUGAAUACGAGCAGUCUGCGUUUUCUCAAUCAGCUGAGCACACUGGAAAUACGCGGCACGGGCGCCACAACGCUGAUUAUCGACGAGCCGCUGGAGCUGCUGCAGCAUGCGAAUUUCGAGCAGAUCCGUUUGCAGGCGAGCGAACGCCUGCAGCGGCCGAAGCACUCGAAGCUGCCCAGCGAUGAUUACGAAUACAAGCCGCCCAGCGAUGUGGCCGGCAAUGAGGCGACGCCCAAAAAUCAGUUGCAAUUCGAGGCAGAUGCCACCGUGGAAAUUAUGAGUUAUGAACAGCAUGUCGAACGACUGAAACAGACGCGUAUGCCCAGCUUUUGGGGCUGGAAUCUACUGGAAGUGUUGCGCAUACACAAUUGUCAGCUGAACGAGUUACACUGGCAGAUGUUCGAUGGGUUGCCACAAUUGCAUCAUCUGAACCUCGAACGCAAUGACAUUGAGGAGGUGCAACCAUUUGCUUUUAGCGGUGCUCCACGCUUAAGAAGUCUAUCGCUGGCGCACAAUGCGGUGUCGCGUUUAUAUUAUUUGGGUCUAGCCGGUUUGCUGGAGCUGGAGACGCUCAAUCUGGCCGAUAAUCAUUUGGAGCGCCUAAGUGAGUCAAGUUUUCCGCCCUUGCCACGCUUACAAAAGGCGGACUUGAGACAGAAUCCCAUAAAGUACAUAUUGCCAGCAACGUUUUGGGUGAUGAACGACACACUUGAACUGCAGCUGGGAAGUGAGCUGGCAGCCCUGAAGCUGCACAGUUGGAACAGCUACGGACAGUUCGAUUCGCUGCACAAGCUGCGCACGCUGAGCCUGACUAAUGUGACCACGCCCAGUUUGGAGCAGGGUGUCUUUAAGGGUCUUCAAGCCUUGGAGCAGCUGACACUGCGCGGCCGCAUUGGCAGCGUACAGUUUGAUGCAUUCGCUGGCAUGGAGCAGCUACGUGAGCUGGACAUGAGCCAUUGUGGCAUUGCCGAGCUGUCCAUGGAUGCGUUGCUGGGCGUCAAGCGCCUGGAACUGCUCAAUUUGGCGCACAACAAUUUGACACAUGUGCCGAAUGGUCUGCUCGAUGAUCAGCAGCAACUGGUUGUGGUGCAGCUACAGGGCAAUCAGCUGCGCACGCUGCCCACCAGUUUUUUUCAUCAGCCACGUCUGCGCGUCGCACGCCUCGACCAGAAUCCCUGGCAGUGUAAUUGCGACAUGAGCAAUUGGCUGCCACGGCUGACAAAUGUGGUGCGUGGCCCCAGCGUGGAGCGCUGCGUGCACGACAUCGAUGGAAAGCCCAUUCUGUGCAGGCAUGUGGUCAGCUACAAGAUGGAUAAGAAUCUGGUGCCGCGUUGCGCUAACUUUAAUGGACGCAGCGUUUACUAUGUGCUGCGCAAGCAGCUUCACUGCGGAGCGCCGCUUAUUCUGACUCCCUCAAGGUCAGGCAACACACGGGGCCUGCCUCAUUGGCUCAAGUUGGAGCUGCAACAACAUCGACAGCAGCAGCAGCAACACCAGAAACAGGGCAGCUCCAACAAGAAACAAUCGCUCAAACGACAACGCAAAGGUCAUUUGUCGCAACGCAACCGUUUGGAUUAUAUAUUAAGGCAAAAGCAACAGCAACGGAAUGAGGAAUUCUCGCAAGAAACGGAAGACAAGCAAAUGUCCAAUGAGAUUUAACAAUAAGCACACUCGCACUUAGAUUAGUCUUAAACUGCAUAUAAAUAUUAAUUUGAACGUUUACUACCACAAACCUAAUUAGAAUUAAUAAAA
This is a messenger RNA of Drosophila novamexicana, 2204 nucleotides long. RefSeq names its product leucine-rich repeat-containing G-protein coupled receptor 5-like. The transcript is spliced from 4 exons. Lineage: Eukaryota; Metazoa; Arthropoda; Insecta; Diptera; Drosophilidae. The coding region runs from base 93 to 2111 and encodes 672 amino acids. Gene Ontology annotation, cellular component: extracellular matrix. The record is from RefSeq and is a predicted model, not a curated record. Gene Ontology annotation, molecular function: protein binding.